Molecule: messenger RNA, 3601 nt
Organism: Sapajus apella (tufted capuchin)
Lineage: Eukaryota; Metazoa; Chordata; Mammalia; Primates; Cebidae
Gene: FBXO10
Product: F-box protein 10
Exons: 11
Coding region: 162-3032 (956 amino acids)
Biological process (GO): regulation of apoptotic process; protein ubiquitination; ubiquitin-dependent protein catabolic process
Molecular function (GO): protein binding
Source: RefSeq, a predicted model, not a curated record
CCCCGCACGCUCCCCAGGCAACUGUCCGCCCCCGGGCGGGGCCGGCCGCGCGCCGCAAUCCUACCGGCUGCUGCGGCUCCAGCGGGGGCGGCGGGCGGCUUCUAGGGCACCGGCGGCCGCGGCCCGGACUUCGCGGUGGGCGAGCCCCCUGUAAGGUGACCAUGGAGGCUGGCGGCCUCCCCUUGGAGCUAUGGCGCAUGAUCUUAGCCUACCUGCACCUUCCUGACCUGGGCCGCUGCAGCCUGGUAUGCAGGGCCUGGUAUGAACUGAUCCUCAGUCUUGACAGUACCCGCUGGCGGCAGCUGUGUCUGGGUUGCACCAAGUGCCGCCAUCCCAACUGGCCCAACCAGCCAGAUGUGGAGCCUGAGUCUUGGAGAGAAGCCUUCAAGCAGCAUUACCUUGCCUCCAAGACAUGGACCAAGAAUGCCUUGGACUUGGAGUCUUCCGUCUGCUUUUCUCUUUUCCGCCGGAGGAGGGAACGACGUACCCUGAGUGUUGGGCCAGGCCAUGAGUUUGACAGCCUGGGCAGUGCCUUGGCCAUGGCCAGCCUGUAUGACCGAAUCGUGCUCUUCCCAGGUGUGUACGAAGAGCAAGGUGAAAUCGUCCUAAAAGUGCCCGUGGAGAUUGUGGGGCAUGGGAAGCUGGGUGAAGUGGCCCUGCUAGCCAGCAUUGAUCAGCACUGCUCAACCACACGCCUGUGCAACCUCGUCUUCAUGCCAGCCUGGUUCUCACCCUUCAUGUAUAAGACAACAGCAGGUCAUGUUCAGUUUGACAACUGCAACUUUGAGAAUGGGCACAUCCAGGUCCGUGGCCCGGGGACUUGCCAAGUGAAGUUUUGUACCUUCAAAAACACCCAUGUCUUCCUACACAACGUGCCCCUGUGUGUCCUGGAAAACUGUGAAUUUGUGGGCAGCGAAAACAACUCUGUGACUGUUGAAGGUCACCCAUCUGCAGAUAAGAACUGGGCCUACAAGUAUUUGCUAGGGCUUAUCAAGUCCACACCCACUUUUCUCCCCACAGAGGACUCUGACUUUUUAAUGUCCCUGGACCUAGAGAGCCGGGACCAAGCCUGGAGCCCACAGACCUGUGACAUUGUUAUCGAGGGCAGCCAGAGCCCUACCAGCGCAGCCUCCAGCUCCCCAAAGCCAGCCUCCAAGGUUGGCUCACAGGAGGCAGAGGUGGGUAGUGAUGGCGAAAGGGGGGCCCAGACCCCAGACAGCAGCGAUGGAGGCCUGAGUCCCAGCGGUGAGGAUGAAGAUGAGGACCAGCUGAUGUACAGACUAUCCUACCAAGUACAGGGCCCACGCCCUGUACUAGGGGGCUCCUUUCUGGGCCCACCUCUACCAGGAGCAUCCAUUCAGCUGCCCAGCUGCCUCGUGCUGAACUCACUGCAGCAGGAGUUGCAGAAGGACAAGGAGGCCAUGGCACUAGCCAACUCUGUGCAGGGCUGCCUCAUCCGCAAGUGCCUCUUCCGGGAUGGGAAGGGAGGUGUCUUUGUCUGCUCCUACGGCAGAGCCAAGAUGGAAGGAAACAUCUUCCGGAACCUGACUUACGCAGUGCGGUGUAUACAUAAUAGCAAGAUCGUCAUGCUCAGGAAUGACAUUUACCGCUGCCGAGCAUCAGGCAUCUUUCUUCGCUUGGAGGGUGGUGGCUUGAUUGCCGGCAACAACAUUUACCACAAUGCAGAGGCUGGCGUAGACAUCCGGAAGAAGUCCAACCCACUCAUACUGUGUAACCAGAUCCACCAUGGCCUUCGCUCUGGCAUUGUCGUCCUUGGCAAUGGGAAAGGCAUCAUCCGGAACAAUCAAAUCUUUUCCAAUAAGGAGGCUGGCAUUUACAUCCUGUACCAUGGAAAUCCCGUCGUGAGCGGGAACCACAUCUUCAAGGGCCGUGCUGCCGGCAUAGCAGUGAAUGAGAAUGGCAAAGGCCUCAUCACAGAAAAUGUUAUCCGUGAGAAUCAAUGGGGAGGCGUGGACAUCCGCCGUGGAGGGAUCCCCGUUCUCAGGAGUAACCUCAUCUGCUUUGGCUAUUCAGAUGGUGUGGUCGUGGGAGACGAAGGCAAAGGCCUCAUCGAAGGAAAUACCAUCUAUGCAAACAAGGGCUGUGGUGUGUGGAUGAUGUCGUCCAGCCUCCCCCACGUCACCAGCAACCACGUCAGCUACAAUGGCCUGUAUGGAGUGGCAGUGUUUAGCCAGAAGGAUGGCUCCAGCGAGUUACCUCGAGGCCAUAGGGCUCAAGAGAACUUCAGUGAGGAUGGGGACGCCAUCCUCUGGGAGACAGAGCUAGAGAAGGAGGACGACCCACUGCGCCGGCCCAUCACCAUAGCUCUUGUUGAGUCUAACAGUAUUAAUCACAAUGGAGCCUCAGGACUCUAUGUCCAGAGCAGCGAGGCACUGCAUGUUAUCACUAAUGUGAUCCACGCAAAUGGGGACAGAGGCAUCACUGUGGCCCAGAGCAGCCAACUCACCCGCGUGGCUAACAACAGCAUCUCCUGCAACCAGCAAAGUGGGGUCAAGGUUGAGGCCCAGUGCAAAGUGGAGCUCCGGGGCAAUGGUAUCUAUGACAACAGAGGCCAAGGCAUUAUCACCAAGGGCGACAGCACCAUCGUCAUUGAAAACGACAUCAUCGGCAACCGAGGCAGUGGGCUGCAGCUGCUCCCCAGGUCUGACACUAAAGUAAUAAAGAACCGGAUCCAUUCCUUCCGGGCCUACGGCAUCACAGUGCAGGGCCGCGCCAAGGCCCUGGUGCAGGAGAACAUCAUCUUCCAGGGCAAAACCAACAAGACCAUCUUUCAGCAGAUCUCAAACAACCGAGAAUGCGUCAUGCAAAACAACAAGUUCCUGGUUUUCAAGAAAAAGUCUGAUACGUGGCGCCUGGUGAACCCACCAGCACGGCCCCACCUCGAAAACUCUCUCAGACGCCCCUCAGCAGCCCACAAUGGGCAAAAGGUGACAGCCAUGGCAACGAGGAUCACAGCCCGCGUGGAAGGUGGUUAUCACAGCAACCGCAGUGUCUUCUGCACCAUCCUGUGAGGACAGACCUGUGUGCUCCCCGUAGGUAGGGCCACAUCUGUGUGUCCCCAGAUCCCAGCCUGGGGCUGGGGGGGAUUAGUGGCCUGAGGAGAGGAAGGCCAGCUCCCAAAGGACUUUACUGAACCAUACUGUGAAUGUGUCAAAGUCCCAAAGCCAGGUGAGCUCAGACCCCACAGCUUGAGGAAGGGGGCUGGAUGCAGGGCCAGCUCAGCCUGAACAAUCCCCUCCCACUCGGCCUUUCCUAUGGGGCCCUCACCAGCCUGCAGGGGUCGCUGUCGUGCACUUGGCUGCAUGGCUGGUUCUAUCGGGCCCUAGGUGCUGCUGUGUUGGGUGUGAUGGGAGGGGGUGGAGGGAGCCAUGAGCACUGGCUUCUCCCUGAGGACAUUGGGCACAAGAGUGCUGGCCUCUUCUAUCCCUGGCACUGUCCUUUGCACUUGUUUAGUGGCCCCAAUGUGAGUCGCUGUACAAAAUGCUGCCUUUACUAUUUUCUAAGAAAUGACUUUUCUGUGAACCAAAAGUAACAAAAACCUCAAUAACCAAAAUAAAGUUCUAUAUUAUUUUAAGAGGCA